UUUCAAGUAUCCCAUCCAAUUCGAUUCAGUUCGACCUGUGUUUCUUCUUAUUCUUGAACGUUUCUUAUGGUGCUUUGAUGAUUUUUGCAGAGGAGUUGUAAUCUGCUCGUCUAUUCGGCUCUGUUCUGCAUAAUAGCUUAUACGAUGGAAAUUUGUCCUCUAAUAAAGAACAUACUUCUGCUGGAUUCGGAAGGAAAGCAUGUAGCUGUCAAAUACUAUUCAGAUGAUUGGCCGACAAACAGUGCAAAGUUAGCUUUCGAGAAAUCUGUCUUCACUAAAACUUCAAAGACAAAUGCUCGAACAGAAGCGGAGAUCACCAUGAUUGAUAACUACAUCAUUGUAUACAAGUGUACCGAAGAUCUUUACUUCUAUGUUACUGGGGGUGAUGAUGAGAAUGAGCUCAUUUUGGCAUCAGUUCUUCAGGGAUUCUUUGAUGCAGUUGCCCUUCUUCUGAGGGAUAAUGUCUCCAAAAUUGCAGCACUUGAAAGUUUAGAUCUCAUCUUUUGCUGUAUCGAUGAGAUUGUUGAUAGGGGGAUUAUUCUUGAAACUGAAGCAAGCGUCAUAGCAGGAAAAGUUGCAUCCAAUGGUCUGGAAAGUGCGUCAUCAUUGACUGAGCAGACUAUAACUCAAGCACUAGCUACAGCGCGGGAACAUCUUGCAAGAUCUCUGCUCAAAUGAUGGUGCUUCUCAAGAGAGA
Telopea speciosissima is the source of this 697-nucleotide messenger RNA. RefSeq names its product coatomer subunit zeta-2-like. Bases 145 to 678 code for a protein of 177 amino acids. The transcript is spliced from 6 exons. Gene Ontology annotation, biological process: intra-Golgi vesicle-mediated transport; retrograde vesicle-mediated transport, Golgi to endoplasmic reticulum; intracellular protein transport. Lineage: Eukaryota; Viridiplantae; Streptophyta; Magnoliopsida; Proteales; Proteaceae. The record is from RefSeq and is a predicted model, not a curated record. Gene Ontology annotation, cellular component: COPI vesicle coat.